AUGAGCGAAGGCACCAUUCGAGAGUUUGUUGCCAAACAAAAAGAGCUUCUCGGCCUUGAAUUUGAAGCAGAUUCGUCUCCCGAAGAGUCCAAAUCGGUAGAAGAACGUGCUUCCCAUGUCCUGGCAAGUUUGGAAGUCUCGGAUGUCUCGGUUGGAUUGUACGGACGUACCGUGGUGCAAAUGUCUUUGCUUACAGCAGAAAGGACAACGUCGGAAGAAGUACUGUUACCAGCGCAUCGAUUCACGGUGGGAGAUGAAGUACAAAUUCGAAAACAAAAUCGCAAGGACUCGCCGACCGGGGUUAUUUGCGCCGUUGCCGAUACCUUUGUCAGUGUGGCAAUCUUUGAAACCAGGAAUUCAUUUCAGAAUAACAACAACAAGAAGGACAAUAACAACAACAACAACAAGAAAGCGGCCAACAAAUCAAAGAAAAAUAAUGAGGAUUCCCAAGCGGACGAAAAUGAUUUCCUGAGUCAGCCUCCCUUUUCGUUGGUCCCAAUGAGUUCCGUCGAAGUCCAUCGCAAAAUGAUCAAGGCAUUGGAUGCCUUGGAGAAAGAUGGGGUCAAUCAUCCCGUUUGUGGGAGCGUCGUCAAGGCCAUGUUUGAUCCCGAUCUUUCCAUCAAGAAUAAUAAACAUGCGGCAAACUUUGACGCCUUUAAUGACAACUUGGACGAGAGUCAAAUGGAAGCGAUAUCUUUUGCGUUGCACAGUGAACGAAAGAUUGCCUUGAUUCAUGGUCCACCAGGAACAGGGAAAACGACCACGGUGGCCGAGUUGAUAUAUCAAGCAGUCAAGGUGCACAAUAUGAAAGUGUUGGUGACGGCUCCUAGCAACGUCGCUGUGGACAAUAUUCUAGAACGACUCGUCGCAACUUCCAACGCUCCACAACCUCCAGCAGCAAACAUCAAAGACAAUAAGAGCAUCCCAAAAUCACAAAAUAGGUCCUUGAAAGCCCUUCGAUUGGGGCAUCCAGCAAGAAUCAAAGCAUCCAUUUUGAAAUAUAGUCUGGAAGCUCAGGUCCAAGGUGCCGAUGGGACAGAAAUUGUCAAGGAUGUUCGCAAAGAACUCCAAUCCUACCUCAAAGUCUUGUCCAAUCCAAAGUCACGACCGAAUGACAAACGGGCAGCCUACCGGGAAGUCAAAACGCUGCGAAAGGAAAUUCGACAACGAGAAGAAAAGGUGGUCCAGGAAUUGAUUGGGACAGCCCAAGUAGUCCUUGCCACCACGGUGGGAGCAGCCAAUCGACGAUUGGACAAGGUGGAAGGCGGCUUUGAUCUGGUCAUUAUUGACGAGGCGGCCCAAGCUUUGGAGGCUUCGUGCUGGAUUCCGGUCCUUCGCGGCAAACGAAUAGUCCUGGCAGGAGACCAUUGUCAAUUGCCUCCCACAAUCAAGGCUCGUCAACGUCAAGCACAAGUGGGACUUUCCAAAACCAUGUUUGAACGAUUGAUGGAAUUGUACGGGGAUGACCAAAAGAAGGGAGUAGCCGACCCCAAGAUUUCUCGCAUGUUGCAGCUCCAAUACCGAAUGCACCACGACAUUGCCGAUUGGGCCAGUCAAGCCAUGUACCAUGGGGAACUCCAAACACACUCUAGCGUCCGGGAUCGCACGCUGAGCCAAUUGGAAGAUUUGCAAAAGGUUGCUUCCCAUGGUAGCAGUGGAAGUAUGGACGAAAUGGCCAAGACUAGAAUGCUGCUGGUGGAUACGGCUGGAUGCGAAUACUUUGAAACGGUCAAUGCGGCAGGAUCACGCUUGAAUCACGGAGAGGCUAAUAUUGUGACAAAGCAUGUACAACGGCUAAUCCAAAUGGGACUGGAUCAGAGUCAAUUGGCCAUUAUUACUCCCUACAACGGGCAAGUCGAACUACUGCGCAGCAUGCUGCUACAGGAUUAUCCUCGAUUGGAGAUUCGGACCGUUGAUGGAUUUCAAGGAGGUGAACGGGAAGCGGUGAUUCUCAGUCUCGUCCGAAGCAGUGACCGUGGAGGAAAGGACGGUAUUGGUUUCUUGAAGGAUGACCGGCGUCAGAAUGUGGCGAUCACCCGUGCCAAGCGUCACUUGGCGGUCGUGUGCGAUACCGAGACGGUGUGUCAGAGCAAGUUCAUUAAGAAUUUGAUCGACUGGAUGGAAACAAAUGGCGAGACUCGAUCGGCCAUUGAAUACGCGGCUGGUGGUGGUGAAAAUGAGGACUACGAAGCGGACCUACGAUCGGCUGAAGCGGCGCUGUUGCAAAUGGUGGAGUCCGAAGUCAGGUCCACAGAAAAGUCAAAGACCAAGAGCAUUGAGCAAAAGAAAGAGGAAAAGAAAAAGGAGGACGAGAUCAGGCGAAAAGCACUCAUGGACCAGAUUUCCAAGUUUGCUGAAUUCGGUCCUUUGGGAAAAGAAAUGAAAUUGAGCACCGAACUCAGCAGCUAUGAACGAAUGCUAGUUCAUGAACUUGCCGAACAACUGGGACUGGGGCACCGAAGUGAAGGGACAGAGGGCGUCGAUCGAAGGAUUAUUCUUUCCAUUGUCAGGAAGCAAGGGCCGGAAGAAUCCAAGGCGACUUCCAAAGCUGGUGGUGGCAAAGCAAAUGACGAUGCCAUAGACGAAGGCAUCUCAGCCAAUACUGCGACUGGUCCCUCCUUUGCUGCAUUAGCCAUUGACGAUAGUGAUUCUGAAUCGGGUGAUGAUGAAGAAGCGAAUGAACCGUCCAAAGAUCAGGAAGCUAUGGCAACUUCGACUUCAGAUUCACAAGGGAAUUCACUCUUGGCCCAACUGGCCAAAGAACGCGCCGAACGACAGCAGAAUCAAGGUGGUAGCCAAGCCACCGGUGUGCAAAAGCAGCAGGGCGGAACGAAAAAGAAGAAGAAAUGUAAGGGACAGAAGCUAGGUGGAAAGAAACCAGUCAAACACGAACCAGAAGAAAGCCUGGACGAUUUGGACGACAUGGCCUUUCUAGAUGCCCAGAUUGUAAAGGCUGAAAACAGUCAUGGACGGAAGGUCGAAGGCAAAGGUCAGUACCGCACCAUUGUCAAUGGGAUCCUGAAUACGAGACCGGAACCUCGUGCCAAGCCGACCAAUCCAAAUGCCAAUGCGGCACUCAAAUCCAAACUGAAGGAUGCUCAAAAUGCUAGGAAGGCAAAGCCUAAAAAGAAGAAGAAAUGA
This is a messenger RNA of Cylindrotheca closterium, 3141 nucleotides long. The record is from the annotation of a GenBank genome assembly. NCBI's taxonomy places the organism in Eukaryota, Bacillariophyta, Bacillariophyceae, Bacillariales, Bacillariaceae.